Molecule: messenger RNA, 1506 nt
Organism: Blastocystis hominis
Lineage: Eukaryota; Bigyra; Opalinata; Blastocystidae
Exons: 6
Coding region: 1-1506 (501 amino acids)
Source: RefSeq, a predicted model, not a curated record
AUGACUUCCUGCUUCAUCACUGUGCUUGUGUUAUUUGCUCUACUUCCGGCUCAGUCAUACUCUAUGGCCGAAGGCAAAGAUAGCAAUGAGUUUACUGCCGAGUUCAUGGCAGACGAGGGAUACUAUGCAUCGGUAAUGCCUGUCUCUUUGCGGAUCAAGUUUUCCUCAGCGACAACAAAUGGAUACAUUCAUGAGGUGCAGAGGGAAUCUGACUCUACCUACAAACUCCAACUCGUUGCUAACGCUGCCGGAGAAGUCACAGUGACCGCCUCCAAAUACAUUACAUCCAUGGAGGGAAUAGCGCUCACAAACUCUCCUUCGAUUAGUUUUAUGUACAAAGGAGCAUCGAUUGCGCCUAUCCAAAUCACAAAGCAUACCGCUACCGAGGUUCAAGUUGCUUUGCUCUUGAUACCCGUUCGUCUGUACGCCCUUCUCCUCACUGCCUCGGCGAACGAGCCUAGCUAUCGCGAGAUUGUAACGCAUGGGCAGUAUAUGGUCGAAGAAGGAGUCAACGCAUAUUCCGCUGAUUUCUCGGAUCUGGAUCCAGACACAACGUAUGUGGUUUACAUAUCUGGGAGAGAAGAGGCGGGAACGAUUGUUGGCACACCGAUUCGUGAGAGCUCUAUCAUUAUUUCGCGGACAUCCGGCUCUUCCGUGUCUUGUCCGAAGGGAUUUGGAUUGCUGGACAAUGGAACGAUCGAUCUAGUGAGCUGCAGUGGCCAUGGAAGAUGUGUGUCGGGUGUUUGCUAUUGCGAUGUCGAGUUCUCUGGAGUGAGCUGCGACCGUGUAAGAGAAAUAGUCCUCGAUCGGCCAGAUGACCGCUUUGUAUUCAUUCAAGGAUCCAUGGUAUUGAAAGGCGUCAUGAAAGAGUCGUCGGAUGCGAUCCAAACCGCUCUUCGUGUUUUCUUAUCUUCUACCAUUUCGAUUCCUCUGAAUCAAGUGCAAAUCCGCAAAUGGGAUUUUAUCUACACGGAGAUCGCUUCCCUCUCGCGCGCCUCCUCCCAUGUUCAGCGAAAACACCAUUCUGCCCAGUCCUCUACGAUUCAAAUUGCUGUCUCGUUCACUCUCGUUGUCAAUCGCGUGGAGGGAACCCAAAAAAUCACCGAGCUUUCUGCGAUUCUUAGAAAAGAAGCGGUACUCAAGCAAUCCGACACGGUUCUUGCUUACCUUGAGACGCAGCGACUCGUUCUGCAGGAGGACACAGACGAUUGGAGAUGUCACGAUGGGACGAGGACCGAGAUUGAGAGCGAUGUGGACUGUGGCGGGUCUUGCUCUGCCAAAUGUGAGAAGGGGAAGCACUGCUUCACAUUCGCUGAUUGCAGCGAUGGUCUCGCUUGCCAAGACAAUGUAUGUGUGUCUACAAAUGUGGGUUCUGCAAUCCAAAGUGUUGCAUUAUUGGUGAUUGUAAUCUGUAUCGUGAUUCUCAUUGUGGGAGCUGUAGCAUAUUUCAAGAUUCGGAAACAUUCUGCCUCGGAGUUCUUGCGAAUGAGUUCUCCUUAUGCAUAA